Messenger RNA from Ostreococcus lucimarinus CCE9901, 726 nucleotides. RefSeq names its product Plastid ribosomal protein L3, imported to chloroplast, large ribosomal subunit (gene PRPL3). Gene Ontology annotation, cellular component: ribosome. The coding region runs from base 1 to 726 and encodes 241 amino acids. Gene Ontology annotation, biological process: translation. NCBI's taxonomy places the organism in Eukaryota, Viridiplantae, Chlorophyta, Mamiellophyceae, Mamiellales, Bathycoccaceae. The record is from RefSeq and is a predicted model, not a curated record. Gene Ontology annotation, molecular function: structural constituent of ribosome. The transcript has 2 exons.
AUGCAAAACGCGAAAACGCCCGCGCGUCGACGCGGGGGGGCGUGCGCGACGCGCGCGCGCCUGGACGCGGGCGUGGGGGCGUUCGGGAGCAAGGCUGGGAUGACGCAGGUGUUCACCGACGACGGGCUGUGCGUGCCGGUGACCGUGAUCGCGGUGCGCGACGGGAACGUCGUGACGCAGGUGAAGACUGAGGCGACGGAUGGGUACAACGCGGUGCAAGUCGGCUACGACGCCGUGCGCGACGACAAGCUCACGAAGCCCGAACUCGGGCACUGCAAGAAGGCGGGCGCGCCGGCGCUUCGACACCUCGAAGAGUUCCGUUUGCGCGACGCUCCGACGUACGAAGUCGGGGCGCAAAUCAAGCCGACGGAGUUGUUCAAGGAGGGUGAUAAGGUUGACGUGCGAGGCCGCACGAUCGGUAAGGGGUUCCAAGGCGCCGUGAAGCGUUACGGUUUCUCGCGCGGUUUGAUGACGCACGGUUCUAAAUCGCACCGUCAACACGGUUCCAUCGGCAGCGGUACCAACCCGGGUCGCAUUUACCCGGGUAAGCGCAUGCACGGUCACAUGGGCAACGAGAUGGUGACGACGAAGGGCUUAACCGUCGUCUCCGUCGAGGACGACUGCAUCAUCGUCAAGGGCAACGUGCCGGGCAAGAAGGGCGCUCUGUGCAAGGUGACGCCCAACAAGAAGGUCGGGGACGCGCGCUGGAGUCCCACGUCCGCGUGA